This is a messenger RNA of Cryptotermes secundus, 1698 nucleotides long. RefSeq names its product centrosome-associated zinc finger protein CP190. Gene Ontology annotation, molecular function: protein binding; RNA polymerase II cis-regulatory region sequence-specific DNA binding; DNA-binding transcription factor activity, RNA polymerase II-specific. Gene Ontology annotation, biological process: regulation of transcription by RNA polymerase II. Gene Ontology annotation, cellular component: nucleus. The record is from RefSeq and is a predicted model, not a curated record. Lineage: Eukaryota; Metazoa; Arthropoda; Insecta; Blattodea; Kalotermitidae.
AUUGUUAUCACUGUUUGCUGUAGAGAAGAUACAUAAAUUGGAGAGUGAUCACAGAACUUUCGUCCUUGCAGUUUGACCUGUUGGAUGUAGGAUGCCAGCUUCAUCAUGAGUGACGGGACUAUAAAGCAAGUUAAAGUUGACAACUGGGGAAUAUUCUUCCUCCAGAGACUUCAGCAGCUAUUUACAAGGAGUGAACAUUGUGAUCUCAUUUUGCACUUCAGUUCAAAUGAAAGAAUAAAGGUUCACAAAUUGGUCCUCAAUGCAUGUACAGAAUACUUCCAGAUGCUGGAGAAGCAAGGCUUUGUUACUGGAGACUGCCUGCAAAUGCCACAUGAUCUGCAAGCAGAUGUGGUAUUACCAAUAAUCAAUUUCAUGUACACUGGGAGACUGGAGUUCCGCACAGAACUGCACAGGCGUCUGUACACAACAGCCCAGCAAAUGAAUAUGACUGUGUUGACCAAACUUCUGGAUGCACAGAAUUCAGCCUCAUCUCCACAAAUUAAGCCUAUUAUAAAGAGGCCACCUCAAGUUCCCAUCACUUACAAUUUGCAAGGAAAGAAGAUCGCACCAAAACAGAUUGAUCCAGACCUUCCAGAAAUGUUACCUGGCCGCAAGUUACCCAUAUGGAAGAGACGUAACGUUCCAUCAAAUGUUUCAACCUUUUUUGAAGAUUCUUCUUCUGCUAGUGACUAUGAGAGUCCUAGCAGGAUUUCAGCACCAGUGGUAGUAGAUGAAUCACCACGUCCAACUCGCUUUGACUGGCCAGAAGAGAAUGUGGACUCGUCAUAUAGCAGCUCGUUUGAUGAUCUGUCAUAUGAGACAAAGCCACUUUUGAAACCUUCCGUACAUGCAGUCAACAGGCCUCCUGUUCCUAAAGUAGACACUACCCAGAGAAUUGCUACAUUCGAAGAAGUGUGCCGCACAGCUACCAACAUGAAGCGAAUGCCUAGUAGUCCAACUGAUCAUGAUGAAGCAGCAGCCAAGAAAGCAAAAAUAUUGGAUCUUCAGGCAGUGAUAGAAUAUGUUCAAGAACACAGACUACGGAAGGAUUUACUGGAUACAACAGAUGAGAAUGGUGAGGAGGUUGAAGAUGAUCUAGCAGUAGCUGACCUUGAUGAUGAUGACGACAUGGAGGAUGAGGAUGAAGCAUCAUUUGAAGGGAUAUCCAAGCAACAAACCCCCUUGCAACAAGAACAGCCACUACUGCAGACACAACCACAACUGCAGUCAACAUCAGCUCCUUUACCCCCACGUACAUCUCUCGUACUAUCACCCCCACCGUCCCAACCAAUACGACAGCUCAUCUUGCCACCACAGAAAUCGAUCUUGAAAUCACAGGGCUCCUGUGAAGAGUCAGUUCCUUCCACGCCUGUUUCUGUAGCUUCAAAGAAGGUUCGGUUUCUGCUGGAUGCUAAAUUGCCUGAAGGAAAAGAGAAUGAAGCUGCUGCAGCCAGUGCAACUAAAAUACGUCGUUCAGAUGAUGGACAACGACCCUUACCUACUCGUGCAGAUAAUAUAACUAUUGGAGAGACAGUUUCCAAUGCAGGAAACUUGACCAACCAUGCAAAAAUAAUUACCGAAGUGCUGAAGAAGUACCCUCACCUGGUGAAGAAUAACAAAAAUAUCCGGCUGAAAAUCAUGCAGCGUGGUGGGGCCCAAGUCACCCCAGUGGUACCCAUGGAUGGAGAUGCAAGCAAG